Drosophila guanche is the source of this 1357-nucleotide messenger RNA. It is a transcript of the gene UbcE2H, whose product is annotated as ubiquitin-conjugating enzyme E2 H. The record is from RefSeq and is a predicted model, not a curated record. Gene Ontology annotation, biological process: protein polyubiquitination; ubiquitin-dependent protein catabolic process. Gene Ontology annotation, cellular component: nucleus. Gene Ontology annotation, molecular function: ubiquitin conjugating enzyme activity. The transcript is spliced from 2 exons. The coding region runs from base 604 to 1155 and encodes 183 amino acids. NCBI's taxonomy places the organism in Eukaryota, Metazoa, Arthropoda, Insecta, Diptera, Drosophilidae.
UGGGCAGCGAUAGCGACGCAAUACAAUUUUAAAUGUUGGGCAAUCAAAAAUAACAAAGACCCCAGCAAUCAACCGUGUGGACAAAGGGGGAAGCCAAGGCGUCGAAAUAUGCAGAGAUCGCGGCCAGUGCAUUUAACAAUGUGGAGAAGUACCCAGCCAUCAACACCAACGCCAACGCCAGCACCUCAAUAGAAACACCACAACAGCAGCAGAAAACAAAAACACAUAACCGAGAAAUCAUAAUAAAAGGCAGCCGCCCCUUAGCGACGUUUCUGAUUGCGCUGGAUUGUGUGUGUGAGAGUUGACGAAUGCGGAGGAAGGAGCCGUGCAACAGGACGCGGACAGAAGGAGAAUAGCACCACGAACAGGAACCGGAACAGCAAUAACAACAUUUACAAUCUACAAAGCAAAACAAAACAAAACAAAACAAAAAUAGAAAGUUAAAAGCACAGAGAAAGAAACAAACAAAUAAACAAACACCGCCUUAGCCUUAGUGAAAAUACAACGACAAGAAGAGGACAAGAGAGAUCGAGAUCGAACAGAAACUAUAAUAUUCUUCAACCUAAUCCAAAAGAAAGUCAAUCAAAAGCUACAGUUACAAAUAUGUCGUCGCCCAGUGCUGGAAAACGUCGCAUGGACAAUGACGUGAUCAAAUUGAUUGAAUCAAAACACGAGGUCACCAUUCUUGGGGGCCUCAACGAGUUCCAUGUGAAAUUCUUCGGUCCGCCGGAGACACCCUACGAGGGCGGCGUGUGGAAGGUUCGCGUCUAUCUGCCCGACAACUAUCCCUUCAAGUCGCCGAGCAUUGGGUUCGUGAACAAAAUCUACCAUCCGAACAUUGACGAAUCGUCUGGGACGGUCUGCCUCGAUGUGAUCAAUCAGGCCUGGACGGCCCUGUACGACCUAUCGAACAUAUUCGAGUCGUUUUUGCCGCAGCUGCUCACAUAUCCGAAUCCGGUGGAUCCGCUCAAUCGGGAUGCCGCCGCCCUGUACCUGCACGAGCCGGAAGAGUACCAUCGCAAGGUGGCCGACUAUGUGCAACGCUAUGCCACCGAGGAUGCGCUGCGGGCGGCGCAACAGGAGCGAGAGAGCAGCGACAGCGAGUCGAGCAUGUCCGACUACAGUGAGGACGAGGCCAGGGACAUGGAGUUAUAAUAUCGGUUUAACUCUAAUCAAAUAUCAUUAACAUUAACGACAAACGCCUAAUACUAAAGCUUUAGCGCAGCUCUUCUCCUUCUCCGUCUCCGUCUCUGUCUCCCGCUAUCUCUCUCUCUCUAUCUUUUCUCUCGCUCUGCAUCUCUGCCUUUUUGGAUAUGACGAUGAUCUUUCAAAUCAACAAAUCAACAGCAAACGGCAA